GAGGCGGCUUGGCCCUCGGCGGCCCCCGUCGGCGCGGCUUGGUUCGCUUCGCUUCCCCCACCCCCGCCUUGGCCGGGUGCUGGCGGCAGGAGCGCCUCGACACGGGGCCGGCGUCGCCAUGAGCCGCAGCUACAACGAUGAGCUGCAGUACCUGGACAAGCUCGACAAGAACUGCUGGCGGAUCAAGAAGGGCUUCGUGCCCAACAUGCAUGUGGAAGGCGUCUUCUACGUGAACGACCCGCUGGAGAAGCUGAUGUUCGAGGAGCUGCGCAACGCCUGCCGCGGCGGAGGUGCAGGUGGUUUUUUGCCUGCUAUGAAACAGAUUGGGAAUGUGGCUGCAUUACCUGGCAUUGUUCAUAGAUCAAUAGGUCUUCCGGAUGUCCAUUCAGGCUAUGGGUUUGCCAUUGGCAAUAUGGCUGCCUUCGAUAUGAAUGAUCCUGAAGCAGUGGUGUCACCAGGCGGUGUCGGGUUUGACAUCAACUGUGGUGUCCGCUUACUACGUACAAAUUUGGAUGAAAGUGAUGUACAGCCUGUAAAGGAGCAGCUUGCCCAAGCUAUGUUUGACCAUAUUCCUGUUGGUGUUGGUUCCAAGGGUGUCAUCCCCAUGAAUGCCAAAGAUUUGGAAGAGGCUCUAGAAAUGGGUGUAGACUGGUCUCUCCGGGAAGGCUAUGCCUGGGCAGAGGAUAAGGAGCACUGUGAGGAGUAUGGAAGAAUGCUGCAGGCUGAUCCCAACAAAGUUUCCUCAAGAGCAAAGAAAAGAGGCCUCCCUCAGCUGGGAACUCUGGGAGCAGGAAACCAUUAUGCUGAGAUCCAGGUUGUGGAUGACAUUUACAACGAAUAUGCUGCCAGGAAAAUGGGCAUUGACCACAAGGGGCAGGUGUGUGUGAUGAUCCACAGUGGCAGCAGAGGUUUGGGUCACCAAGUUGCAACAGAUGCAUUGGUGGCUAUGGAAAAAGCUAUGAAACGAGACAAAAUCAUAGUGAAUGAUCGCCAGCUGGCAUGUGCCAGAAUUGCCUCUGCAGAAGGACAGGAUUACCUUAAGGGAAUGGCAGCUGCUGGGAACUAUGCAUGGGUCAACCGCUCUUCUAUGACUUUCUUAACAAGACAGGCCUUUGCUAAAGUCUUCAACACAACCCCAGAUGACCUUGAUAUGCAUGUCAUCUAUGAUGUAUCUCACAACAUUGCCAAAGUUGAGCAACAUGUAGUAGAUGGAAAAGAGCGGACACUGCUGGUGCACAGGAAGGGAUCAACUAGGGCCUUCCCUCCUCACCAUCCACUUAUUGCUGUUGAUUAUCAACUGACUGGACAGCCUGUUCUGAUUGGUGGGACUAUGGGUACCUGUAGCUACGUUCUUACUGGCACAGAGCAAGGCAUGACUGAGACCUUCGGAACUACUUGUCAUGGAGCUGGUCGUGCACUGUCUCGAGCCAAAUCUCGACGUAACUUGGAUUUUCAGGAUGUAUUGGACAAACUGGCUGACAUGGGCAUUGCCAUCCGUGUUGCUUCUCCCAAACUGGUUAUGGAAGAAGCACCAGAGUCUUACAAGAAUGUGACAGAUGUGGUAAACACCUGCCAUGCAGCUGGCAUCAGCAAGAAAGCCAUUAAAUUGAGACCUAUUGCUGUUAUUAAAGGCUAGGAACUGACAAGGCAGCAGAAACCUACUGAUAUCUCCAAGCCUUCCACAAAACUGACUAGAAUCAUCAUCUUCCCACACCUCUUGGACUCUGUAGGAUGGUCAGAUAUCACAUCCCUGUUCUGGAAGUACAGGCAAUUGAGGAUGUCCCUAUCUUUAACCACUCCUAGACAUAAUUAAUAUCCCCCCUGCUUCCACCUCCUUUUUUAUAUGAUGCUCUUAUGAGGAAAGAGAAAAAAAAAAGAAAAAAGAAAAAAGAAAAGAAAAAGAAAAAGAAAAUCUGGUUUUGUAUAUGGUACAAACUGUGCCUGAUGAUUCCAGUGGUGGCACUUCAGGCUGCUCGAGUUAUCACUAAUUGCUAUGCUGCAAGACCACCUCCUUCAGCAAAGAGGGCAUAUGAACCAGAUCUGCUGCCUCCACACCUGAGGGUCUGGUACUCUUUCUGCAUAUAGAAGUACUCUGGAAGGUAGGGUAUAGCCCAUUUGGGCAGGGAGAGGUUGCUCUUUUUGUAGAGGGUUCAAUGUGUGGUCUACAUUGUUGCAUGUAUUGUGGUAACUGAGUAAGAAAUACCAACUUGGGAGUGGUCUCCCAGUUGAAAACAACUAGCUAGGCUUGAGGCACAGUCCUCUCCUCUUCCCCCACCAUCUCUGCUUUAUCACAUCACCUGCUGUACUGACUCAGUACAGGAAGGUGUUCCACAAAGUCUUGUGGAAAUGCAAGUAGGAUUGAAUAUGUUGUUUUGAAAGGUUUUGUUUGCCCUGUUAAAAGUUGUGACUUAACAACUGAUAGAGGUGGGCUAAUCCAACGUUUUGCAAAGACCUAAGCAUGUAAAAUUUGGAUCAGAGAAUAUUGCUGCAUCCUGCAGCUCUCUGAUUUGAGUCCAGUAGCAAGGUCAGGCCCAAUAUGGUUUGACUGUUCUCAGUCAAUUAUUUUUUUUCACAUUCACUAGCUAAGGCUGGAGGGGGGGGGCUGACCAUCAAAAUUGGAAUAUGUGGAGGACUUACAAAUAAAAUGGGAAGAUAAACAUU
Molecule: messenger RNA, 2661 nt
Organism: Rhea pennata
Lineage: Eukaryota; Metazoa; Chordata; Aves; Rheiformes; Rheidae
Gene: RTCB
Product: RNA 2',3'-cyclic phosphate and 5'-OH ligase
Exons: 12
Coding region: 119-1636 (505 amino acids)
Biological process (GO): tRNA splicing, via endonucleolytic cleavage and ligation
Cellular component (GO): tRNA-splicing ligase complex; nucleus
Molecular function (GO): RNA ligase (ATP) activity
Source: RefSeq, a predicted model, not a curated record